CCCUUCUCUCUUCAACCCCAUACAUCUCUGUAAUCUAAUUUUUACUAUUCUUCUCAAGUCAACCUUCAUGCCGAUUUCUGUAUCCUUUAUGCCCAUAUCCCCAUCUUAAGUGUUUGCAUCAGGUCAAACAAUUAUGAUUUCAUCAUUCCUAUUCUUGUUUGUGCUUAUUCUAUGUAUGCAUAUAUUGUAUUCUGGACAUCUAGUGUUAAUGCUACCCUUUGGUUAUUGCAUUUAUGUCUGUAGGGGGAUGAUACAAGGUAAUAACAUCCCAUCUUCUACCUUCAUCAUCAACCUUUACAAGAUUGAUGGCCCUUAUUUCCUUAAAAGUUCAUUGAUUGAACAGUCAGACAAAGAGCCACCUUAAUCCUGGUGUGCCGAUCAUCAGGAUCUUUAAGACACCCAUGUGAUUUCAGGCUCAGGUUCGAGUCUUUAACCUAGAGAUGAAUAUACGAUAAUGUCCCCCUUUUGACUUAGAGACUAAUAAUGAACAAGUGAACUUCUUGUUAUGCAUGUGAGGAACGGCCGGAACCUAUUGUCGCUAUAUGAACUUUUAUAUGAUUGGACGCAAUAAGAACAGAUCAGUUUGGAGAGUAUUAAAGAUUGUAAGAUUAGAAGCUUUCGAGCUAAACAUUGUUGAAGAUUCUACAGUGUACACAGAAAUUGAAUGUUGUGACCUGCUAAAGCGUAUCCAUGAAGGAAAUAAGUCCACAGGGGGGCUUAAAUUUGUCACCGUAUGUUACGGCAUUGUUGGAUUCGUAAAGUUUUUGGGACCUCAUUACAUGCUGCUUAUUACGAAAAGAAGGAAGAUUGGUGUAAUUUGUGGUCAUGCAGUGUAUGCGAUUACUAAGAGCGCGAUCUUACCGAUUCCCAAUUCUACUAGUGCACACAGUGUGGCUUAUUCUAAGAAUGAGAACAGAUACAAGAAGCUCCUGUGCUCGGUGGAUCUUACAAAGGACUUCUUUUUCAGCUACUCCUACCAUGUCAUGCAUAGCUUUCAAAAGAACUUGUCUAGUCAUGGAUCAGGCCAGGGUGCUCAUGACACCAUGUUUGUCUGGAAUGAGUUUUUGACUACUGCAAUCCACAAUCAGCUGAAGAAUAACCUCUGGACGGUAGCACUAGUUUAUGGAUUCUUCAAACAGGUUAAACUUUUAAUAUCUGAAAAGGACUUCAAGUUGACUCUCAUUGCGAGACGGUCUCGCCAUUAUGCUGGAACCAGAUACUUGAAAAGAGGGGUGAAUGAGAAGGGUUGUGUUGCCAAUGAUGUUGAAACCGAACAGAUAGUGUUUGAAGAUGUUCCAGAAGGAUGUCCUGUGCAAAUAAGUUCUAUUGUUCAAAAUCGUGGUUCAAUACCCCUGUUCUGGUCGCAAGAAACUUCACGGUUGAAUAUGAAGCCUGAUAUCGUCUUGUCAAAGGAAGACCAUAAUUAUGAAGCCACCAGGCUUCACUUCCAGAAUCUUUUCAUGAGAUAUGGGAAUCCAAUUAUUAUAUUGAAUUUAGUUAAGACCAGAGAAAAGAAACCCAGGGAAUCCCUCCUCCGUGUGGAAUUUGCUAAUGCUAUUGAGUCGAUUAAUAAAGAUUUACCUGAGGAAAGCCGCUUGAAGUUUCUUCACUGGGAUCUAAACAAAUAUUCCAGAAAUAGAUCUACAAAUGUGUUGGCACUUUUGGGCAAAGUGGCUACUUAUGCGUUGAACCUAACGGGUUUCUUCUAUUGUCAAGUAAACCCAAUUUCAAAGUCUGAAGAGUUACUGGAGCGUUCUGAGGACGAAGGUGGUAAUCAUUGUUGUUCGCAGAAGCAUGGUACUGAGACCAGUGAUGCUGACGGCUUAAAUAACGUAGUUAGUCAUGAUAGCAGCAAUGCAAAUAGGAAAGUCAGGAUGAAGCCUCCUAAAUAUCAGACAGGGGUCCUGAGAACAAAUUGUAUAGAUUGUUUGGAUCGAACAAAUGUUGCCCAAUAUGCCUAUGGUUGGGCUGCACUUGGCCAUCAAUUGCAUGCUUUAGGAUAUAUAGAUUCCCCAGCUAUUGAGCUGGAUUCUCCUCUAGCAGAUGAUUUGAUGGGGGUUUAUGAGAAAAUGGGUGACACCCUAGCACUUCAGUAUGGUGGAUCUGCAGCUCACAAUAAGAUAUUUAGUCAGCGAAGAGGUCAAUGGAAAGCAGCAACUCAGUCCCAGGAAUUCUUUAGAACUCUACAGCGCUACUACAGUAAUGCAUACAUGGAUGCUGAAAAGCAGGAUGCUAUUAAUGUGUUCCUGGGUCAUUAUCAGCCACAACUUGGUAAACCUGCAUUAUGGGAAUUGGACUCUGACCAGCAUUACAAUGUUGGAAGCCGUGGUUCUAAUCUAUUUCAGGAAAACACAAGGCGGCCAUUUAAAAGGUCAUUGUCAGACGGUCUGUGUGAAGCCAGCUCGGUCAUUGAGCCUGAAAAAGCACAAGAUAGCAGAAAAGGCCUAUCAGAAUCAUCACCUGAAAUCUCAACUUGUGAAAGUGAUUCAUCUUAUCCAAGGUAUACAGCCUCUAUGUCUCGUCGACAGCUGCUCCUAGAUGGUCAUUCUGAAGAUUAUCCCAACAGUGAUCACAUAUUCUACAAUAAACGUUUGGAUUCUAUUAACUGUUCUAAUUUUCUUGAUGUGGAAUGGCUCUCUUCAUCUGGAAAUUCAUGUGAAGAUGAAGCAUAUGAAAGAUCUACACUGAUAGUUGGUGAUGAGUCAUCUGAGAAUGUGGUGGGGACAUGUGAUUCAGACUUAUCUCUGAACGUGAAGGGACAGGGACAGGAACAGGGAGAUGGGGGAGGUGAGGAAGGAGAAUACCCAGAUGGAUUUGUGAAAUGGGUGAUUCAUGGAGGAAUGUGGUUCCCUUAAGUUUUGGAAUUGAGAAAUAAAUUUGUUAACGGAAAGCCAUCGGCCAUUCGAUUCAUCCAUCCCGUCCAAAGGAUGUGGGUUGCUCCUCACAAAUAAAAUGCUAGCCUAGGACAAGAAAUUUAGAAGAAACAACAGAUUGCUAUAGUUGCUUGCUUGCUUUCUUGGUUGGUUGCUGUUUAAAAAACAAAA
Molecule: messenger RNA, 3044 nt
Organism: Cynara cardunculus var. scolymus (artichoke)
Lineage: Eukaryota; Viridiplantae; Streptophyta; Magnoliopsida; Asterales; Asteraceae
Product: phosphoinositide phosphatase SAC2-like
Exons: 17
Coding region: 543-2855 (770 amino acids)
Biological process (GO): phosphatidylinositol dephosphorylation
Cellular component (GO): intracellular membrane-bounded organelle
Molecular function (GO): phosphatidylinositol-3,5-bisphosphate 5-phosphatase activity
Source: RefSeq, a predicted model, not a curated record